Molecule: messenger RNA, 1538 nt
Organism: Microbotryum saponariae
Lineage: Eukaryota; Fungi; Basidiomycota; Microbotryomycetes; Microbotryales; Microbotryaceae
Source: the annotation of a GenBank genome assembly
AUGCAGAACGACUCACCACUCGAUGAAUAUGCCUACGACAGCUCGUCGGACGGGUCCUGUGCGCUCGUCGCGGCGGAUGAUCGAUCCUUGUCCCUGUACAUGAUGUCAGUCACAGCGACAACCUCUGCAAGGUCAAACGACAUGUGCGUUGCUGGUACUCACCCACGCUACCGCACCCAAUUGUAGUGCCCCAACCUCAACUCCCGCCGCCCCCUGGACCCCUGUCUGGCACUAUACCCCGCCGGAUGCGCUCUUAUCCUUCCAAUGGUUCCCCCACGCAUCGCCUUCGAACCCACCUUACUUUGCCUUCGUCGUCGCCGUCAAGGAUCAUCCUGUCCAGCUACUCGAUGGGGCUGAUCAUCGUGUGCGUACGGCGCUUGACGGACGAGAACUCUGCCCGGCUCGGGAAAACAUCGGAAGCUGAUCUUUUUCCUGUUCGUGCGCAUCGCAGUUAAGGGCGACUUACGCCAUCAUCGACCACCAAGAACGCUUCGUUGCUCCUCAUUCCAUGGUAUUCACACCCGAUGGGUCACAGUGAGUAAUGCUCGCGGGAUUGAAUGAGAGAACCUACCUGGCUUGAGAUCACUCACUGUGUGCCACAACUCGCCUCACAGUCUCAUUUGCGGAUACGACAAUGCGCUCGAGAUCUUUGACGUCUCAUUACCAGGUGCACAAGGAAUCCGGAUACCCACUUCCCCAACCAAGAAGAGUCGCUCCGGACAAAAAGGUGAGCGAAACGAACCGGGCCGGACAACAAGGCGGAUCCUUCCGUGCUGACCGUGCUAUCUACUUCCUCAGGCAUCAUCUCGAGCCUCGCAAUCUCCCCUGAUGCGACUUUCGUUGCUGCAGGAUCGUUCUCUGGAUCGGUCGGUCUCUAUGACUUGACCUUUGAUGCCAAGUUGAUGAAAGUGAUACGCACGAAUGAAAGGGGCGGAGUCACCCAGGUCAGCUUUCAAGUCUCAUUCUAGAUCAACCUCGGAAAUUCUGACCAUUCCGUCUUUCCACGUCCCAGGUUUUAUUCCACCCCUCCGGCCAUCUACUCUACGUCGCCUCUCGACUCUCUCGAUCGAUCGAAGUCAUCGAUAUGAGGAAUCUCAACAAGCCUUUGGGGAGAUAUCCUCGUCGAGCGAGGACGAAUCAACGACUAGGCAUCGAUGUCGAUCCUUCUGGAACGUGGUUGGUCGCUGGAGAUGUUGUAGGUACCCCCAAUAUACAUUCCAAGCGUCGGAUUGCUGAUCUUGAUCCCAUGUCAAUAGACCGGCAAGAUCUCCUUCUACUCAGCCGAAUUCGACCCUCUCAACGCCACGCCUUUCUACUCUUUCAAAGCCGCUCAAGAACCGAUAGGUUCCUGCCACUAUGUACCCGGGACAAAUCAGUUGAUGACGUGUUCCGGAUCGAGGAAGUUUCAAAUUAUGGGUUUUGGAGAUACUUCGAGUGGAAGCGACUCCGAGUCGGAUGGUGGAACCGGGCCCGAGACAGAGACGGCGACAAAGCCGACCGCGCGAGGGGAUUCUCUGCAAUUAUGGGACCAGACCUAA